Synchytrium microbalum is the source of this 1773-nucleotide messenger RNA. RefSeq names its product dihydroxy-acid dehydratase (gene ILV3). Gene Ontology annotation, molecular function: dihydroxy-acid dehydratase activity. Gene Ontology annotation, biological process: branched-chain amino acid biosynthetic process. Bases 1 to 1773 code for a protein of 590 amino acids. The transcript has 11 exons. Lineage: Eukaryota; Fungi; Chytridiomycota; Chytridiomycetes; Synchytriales; Synchytriaceae. The record is from RefSeq and is a predicted model, not a curated record.
AUGCUCUCAGUUUCAAGGAGUUCGCUGCGCCAAGCGUCGCGUCUAUCUACAAAGCUCACCUCAACUCGGCGUGGAAAUGCAUCCGCAUCUGAUGCUCCAGUCCCUGCCAAGUACAGCUCAAGGAUCACUCAACCGAAGCAGCAAGGAGCUUCACAAGCAAUGUUAUACGCUACUGGACUGACACCAAAUCAAAUGAAUAUGCCUCAAAUUGGAAUCGGUUCAGUGUGGUAUGAAGGAAAUCCAUGUAAUAUGCACUUGAACGAUCUAGCUGCUGCUGUCAAGAAGAGUGUGGUCGAUGCUGGUUUGGUUGGAUUUCGAUUCUCGUCCAUUGGAGUUUCUGACGGUAUCAGUAUGGGAACUGAAGGCAUGAGUUAUUCUCUCCAAUCCCGUGAAAUCAUUGCUGAUUCCUUUGAAACGAUCAUGGGAGCUCAAUGGUAUGAUGCCUGUAUCGCAAUCCCUGGUUGUGACAAGAACAUGCCUGGUGUCAUAAUGGCCAUGGCUCGCCUAAACCGGCCAUCCAUCAUGGUUUAUGGAGGUACCAUUCGCGCUGGUAAAACAUGUACAGGGACUCCUAUCGAUAUUGAGAACGCCUUCCAAAGCUAUGGUCAAUUCGUAACUGGUAAAAUCACUGAAGACCAACGACUCGAUAUUGUUAAAAAUGCCUGUCCUGGUGCUGGAGGAUGUGGUGGUUUGUACACUGCAAACACGAUGGCUAGCGCUAUUGAAGCCAUGGGUUUAACGCUACCACACAGUUCGUCUAUGCCUGCUGAAUAUCCAGGCAAAAUAGAGGAAUGUGCUCACGUAGGUCCUGCAAUCAGGAAUCUACUAGAAAAAGAUAUCAAGCCUAGAGAUAUUAUGACUCGUCAAGCAUUUGAGAACGCUAUGGUAACUAUUAUGGCAUUGGGAGGAUCAACCAACGCUGUACUACACUUUAUUGCUAUUGCCAAGUCUUUGGGCAUUCCAUUGACCAUUGACGACUUUCAAAAAACCAGUGAUCGUAUUCCCUUCCUUGCUGAUUUGAAGCCAAGUGGUAAAUACGUCAUGGAAGACCUACAUAACGUCGGAGGUACACCAGCAGUGCUAAAAUACCUCCUAAAAGAAGGCCUACUGUAUGGUGACGCCAUGACAGUAACCGGCAAGACACUAGCAGAGAACUUGGCUGACGCCCCAGACCUGACACCAGGCCAAAAAGUCAUUCGACCAUUAUCAAACCCAAUAAAAGCAACAGGCCACAUUCAAAUUCUGAGAGGUAACUUGUCACCUACUGGUGCAGUUGCCAAGAUUACAGGCAAAGAAGGAUUAUCGUUUUCUGGACCUGCCAAAGUGUAUGAUUCAGAAGAGGAUAUGAUGGCUGCUACUGUUGCUGGUAAAGUUGUUAAGGGAGACGUUGUGGUUAUUCGUUAUGAGGGACCUAAAGGUGGACCAGGCAUGCCUGAAAUGUUGGGCCCAACAAGUGUUAUAAUGGGUGCUGGAUUGGGUCAAGAUGUCGCAUUAAUGACUGACGGACGAUUCUCUGGAGCUUCUCACGGAUUCAUUGUUGGACACGUUACUCCCGAAGCUCAGGAAGGUGGACCUAUCGCUCUAGUCCAGGAAGGCGAUAUCAUCACCAUCGAUGCAAACAGACGAGCCAUUGAAGUGUCGAUAUCACCUGCUGAAAUGGAAAAGAGGAGGAAGGCUUGGAAGGCACCUCCAUACAAGGUCAAAUCUGGAACUUUGUGGAAGUUUAUCAAAAAUGUUACCAGCGCGUCAGAAGGAUGUACGACUGAUGAUUAA